Molecule: messenger RNA, 6056 nt
Organism: Closterium sp. NIES-67
Lineage: Eukaryota; Viridiplantae; Streptophyta; Zygnematophyceae; Desmidiales; Closteriaceae
Source: the annotation of a GenBank genome assembly
AGCUAGGUUGGAGUAGCCUACUCCAAUCUAGCUGGUUGCUCUUGCUUCGUCUCAUCAGAGCUCCUCAGGUUGCCCUAACUGACGAUUCGUCCGCCGAUUCCUCCUAAUCAUUCGCAAGUCCUCGAUCACACCCACAUUUUCCGGCUACCCUAUUCGUAACGUACAUUGGCCAGGUCAUUUUCUUAACCCUAAUAUCGUGAAGACAGAUUACCUGGGUGCGCGUGUUGUCUUGCUCCUUUCAGUUUCAAUGCGUCCGUUAGUGAUAACAUCGUAACGACACCUUACCUUACAGGGAGCUUUUGUGUUUUAUACACUAUCUAUUGGUCACAAAGGCUUUAACGAGGAGGCUCUUAGCGGGGACACCGCUGCACAUUGACUUUCCUUAUUUCGCCUGGAAUAGGUCCCGCCACUAACUCCUCCUCCCGCCUUCGCUAACCCGGCGUUGCACGAUGCUGCCGCGUCAUCAUGGCGAUGCCAUGUCAUCAUGACGGUGGCUCGUGAGCCUAGAUGGCGCCAUGGACGGCUGCGUACCGGACGCCUAUCGUCGCGUGUUCGCCGCCUGUUGGGCCUCUCACGUCUCUCGUUUUAAGCUCACCCGUUCACCACUGCACCAUCCACCAUCCUUUACAGUCACAUCCGCGAUAAUCACAGUCUCUUGGCGCUAGAAUCCCUAGAUACUCGUUGAGCUACGCAGAUAGGCUGAUCCCCACCCGCGGCAAACGUCCUCGUUAUGGAGUUAGUAGGGUACACUCGAUGUCGUCGUACGUCACUCCAUUUAGCCCUUUCGGUACAUUCUGACUCACUUAACCUAAUCUAGCAGAGACCGCAGUAGAAUCGCUAUCAACAGCAGGGGGUCGCGACAGGCGACAACGAAGCAGCAGCAGCAGCAGCAGCAGGCUGUAUUUAUAAGCAUCAGAAGCUAUCAUUAUUGUGAUAGUCUUCUACAUUAUCCAACUAACAGACAUUAUUACAGAAUUUAGCGUGUAAUAGCGUUUGCAGGCAAAAUAGUGCUUCAGCGAGGCCGAGUGCCGAGAUCCGAUACAAGCAACAGACGAGAAUGGGAGACGCGGACCAAUCAGACAGCAGCGACACAGAGACGGAGAGACCAUGGUUCCCCGAGCCUCGAGUCAACGGGGCGAGUCUUGCCGAGCCUAUAGGCACGGUAGCACGUUCGGGACAGCUGGGAGCGCCACUAGGGAUUGCGCAUCUGGCGUUGGGCGCAGUAACGGCUGCCAUGUCAGCAUACAGCCCCGGGAAAACAGGGAAAGGGGAAGGGGACGGUCUGCCACGUGUCCGAAUGCUGAGCUGUCUACAUGCGCUGUUCACUCAGCUGCAUGACCCGGACCAAGUGGAAGAACCGGAAGGAGAGAACGGAAGAGUGGGGGGGAGGUCGCAACUGGACAGCGCAGAGCUGGACGUACUCGAGAAAGCAGUGCGCAUCCUGCACCUGCGGUAUCGCUCGUGCCUGCGGCCACUCACCAAGGGGCGGCUGCCGUCUAUCACGGAGCUGAGGGAGCUGCGAGUCAGCGCUGAGGCGCUGGGGGUUAGGUCGGCUCUACUGUGCCUGGACAGAAUACCCAAGGGCGACCCCCGGCGGCUCCCCCUCUUUGCAUUCCGCACCUUUGCUCUGCGAGCCGAGCUAGACGCCGAAGCCUUACGGGACCUAGACGAGCCUCCCCCAGGCACCGCCUGGCCAGUCUCCACCUACCGCGUGGGCACCACGCGGCUGCGAGCCCUCCUAGAGGACAUGGUAGAGGAGGUCGAGAGUUUAUGGAAUGGGACGAAUCGGACGCUGUACGAUGUCGCGAUCGUGCUCGCACCCGUGCUGGCUCAAUACGCGCUGCUGGGAAAGGCGGUGGGUAUGGCUAUGGAGCAGUAUUACGCGCGGCUGACUGUGAAGAAGCAUGGGAGAGUGGUGAUGGCGGUGGGGGAUGAGAUUAUUCUGUGGGAUGACGGGUUGGAGGAUGUUCGGGAGCUCUUUUUAGCUGAGAAGGAUGCGGACGAGCAGCCGUUGGGGUCGGCGGUGCGGAUCGAUAGCAUGAAUGAUUACUCGUGGUUUGUUUCUUGGAACGGGACGUCGGCGGUGGACAACAUCCCGAGUGAAGUUUCAGUGAAGAAACUGCUGCACUCGAUCGGGGCGCCCACGGCGAGGCUGACAGGGCUAAGAGCGAGGGAUAAGGGGUUAUUAAUGGGGGUGACUGUACCGGAUGUGAGGGUAGAGGCAGAGAAGCGGGUGCUUGUACAGCUGCAGGGGGGGGCAGGGGGUGGAGGAGUGGGAGCAGGGGGAGCAUUGGGAGGGGGGGGAGGAGGAGGAGGGGAUGACAAGGCGCUCCUAAAGAGGUCGUUUGCCAAGAGGCUGGAGUCGCUGGACUCAGCAGGAAUGGACGAGCCCGAGCCGGCUCAUGAGAUUCCCUAUGAGGACCUUGUGGCCGCCACCAAUAACUGGGCGGACGACCUGCAGCUUGGGGAAGGGGGCUCCGCCGUGGUGUACAAGGGGGUGGGGCCGGAUGGGGAGCUGUGGGCAGUGAAGCGAGGGAAGAAGGGCGGGUUGACUCGGCUUCAAGACUACCAUAGAGAGAUUGAGGCAGUUUCCAAGAUGCUUCACCCGAACCUCGUCCGCCUCAUGGGCUUCUGCCAUGAGAACGAGGAGCAGGUGUUGGUGUACGAGUAUGUGGCCAAUGGCACCCUCAGACAACACCUAUCCCCGUUACAAGGUGACACGGAGAAGGGGGUUCUCUCAUUUGAGCAGCGGAUAGAGGCGGCUGUUGGGGUGGCGGAGGCCCUGCUGUACCUGCACUCGUGCAAGCCUGUGCUGGUGCAUCGAGACGUCAAGUCCCUCAACGUUUUCAUGGACGACGAUCUGCAGCCUAAGCUCGGAGACUAUGGCAACCUCAAGUCGAUAGGCGACGAUGAGUCCGCCACCACGCACACACGGGUGGUGGGCACCCCUGGCUAUCUGGACCCGCAGUACUGCCAGACCAGUGUCGUUUCCGUGUGGAGUGAUGUGUACAGUUUCGGUGUGGUGAUGCUGGAGCUCAUCACAGCCAAGCCCCCGGUGCUGAAGGAGGCGGACGACUCGGGGGAGAGAAUGGCGCUCGCGAAAUGGGCCACCCCUGCUAUUUGCGCGGGUAACCUCGAUGCAGUAGUGGACCCCAACUUGGCCCAGGCGUUCCCCCAGCAGCCCAUGCAGGCGUUUGCGAGCCUGGCAGCCAUGUGUGUGCAGCGGCAGCCCAAGGACCGACCGAGCAUGCAGGAGGUGGUGCGGCGACUCAAGGUCAUUCGGCAAGCAGCCGCAGCAGCGUCUGUCUCCUCCCCCCCGCCCAUCAAUACCCGGGGCAACCCCUCCAUGCAGCGCAUCCUCCCCCCCAAGCCUGGCCGCCAGGGCUCUUGGCGCGACAACCAGCAUCUCACGCCCCCCAUGUCACCCCUCCUGCCCUCCACGCCCGAACCCGCCUCCUACUCCCCCCGCGCCUCUGCUGCGGCUGCUGGCGGCGGCGGCAUGAAAGUGUUUAACAAAGACUUUUGGCGGCCGAGACGGGCGCCUGCGAGGAGUCUAAGUGACGCUUCUAUGCAGGAGAUUACUGACUUGUUAGAGGAGGAGGAAGGGAUGGGGAUGGGCGGGUAUGGCGGUGGGAAUGAUGGGUUUGGCGGCGGGGGAGGGGGUGGAGGAGGGGGAGGGGGAGGCGGAGGAGGGGGAGGAGGGGGAGGGGGAGGAGGGGGAGGGUUUGAUAUGCUAUCCCCGAGACUGCCCUCCUCGAAAACGGUAAACUCAGCGUAUUAUUCGCAGGAGCACCAGCCGUCGAGGCACAGAUUGAGUCAGAGUCAGCUAGACAAGCAGCAGCAGCAGCAGCAGCAGCAGCAGCAACAAUCCCAGCAACAGUCACAGCAACAGCAGCAGCAGUUGCCACCUCAGCAUCACCACACCUCCCACUUCGCCCAAUCCCCACAGCCCUCCCCGUUACCCCACUACAUGUCCAGCAUUCCCAAGUCCAAAUCCGCAGAUGUGCCGGGGGCGGCAGCAGCCGCAGGGGGAGGGGCAGCGGCAGCACAUGCCAACGCACACGUGCACGCGAGGACUAACUCGAUGAUCUCUCAGACCGCUUCGGGGAGUUCGUUGCCAGCGGCGGUGCAGCCAGAGGCGAGCAGAGGGCGCAUGUAUGGGCUGGGAAGGAAGGGCAAGAUGCAAAAAGAGAUGGCAGCGCUGGCAAAGCUGCAGCACACGAAUCUAGCGGCUAUCCUGGGGUAUGCAGCGGACAAGGAAGACAUGCAGAUCGCCUAUGACCUGCCGCCCAACUGCACCUGCCUCGAAAACUACCUCUUCCCAGAGGACGCAGAAGGGGAGUUCCUGCCGCUGCGGGUGCGGCUGAAAGUGGCAGUGGGUAUCGCCAAGGGGCUCACCUUCCUGCACUCGAGCACAGUGGUGCAUGGCAACCUGUUGUCGAGAAACAUCAUGCUGGAUAAGAAUUUCACUGUACUGCUGACUGGUUACGGCCUAGCCACUAUGCUGUCCAAGACAAGCACACGCAAGAACCUCAAAGGUCCUGAGGGCAUGGCGAAGGAUGCGUUUGAUUAUGGGGUCGUUCUCUUUGAGCUUCUCACAGGGAAAAAGGGUGCCCUGCUGGCGGACAGGGAGGGGGCGGACGGGCUGAUAGCCUGGGCGGAACCGCUGAUAGAGGAGUACGAGCUGAGCAGCGCGUGCGUGGAGCCCACCAAGAGGAUGGUGGUGCGGAUGCUGGACGUGCUGGCCAAGGAGUGCGUGCAGGAGGAUCCCAGAUGUCGGCCCACUAUGAAGGACCUGGUGGUUCGGCUAUACAGCCUGCAGGAAUCGCUUGCAUCUCAAUAGUAAGUGCGAGCCAGAGAUGCUGAGGAUGGUGGUGCGGAUGCCGGACGUGCUGACCACGGAGUGCGUGCAGGAGGACCCGAGGUGCAGACCCACCAUGAAGGACUUAGUGGUAUAGCCUGCAAGAAUCACUGGCUUCGCUGUGAGGAACGAGUGGCUAGGGGAAGGGGAGGCUGAAGAGCUGUGGAGGGGGGCAAUGGGAUGCUGGACGUGCUGGCCAAGGAGUGCCAAGGAGUGCGUGCAGGAGGAUCCGAGGUGCUGCAGACCCACCAUGAAGGGUUUGGCAGUGAUAUGAUAAAGCUUGCAGGAAUCACGAGUGUCGCAACGAGUAGUGCCAAGCAUGGCAUCGACUAACAGGGACUGUGGAUGGGCAGCGGCGGCAGCGGGUGGAGAGGUGUCUAUGGCGCCCAGUGGCUGAGGAUCUGUAGUAGACAGGAGCUUCACUAGAUAGAGGAGAGGGCGCUGGGAGAUUGCAGCAGCAGGUGCUUCUGCAGCAGGGGUUGGAGAAGUAUUUAUGGAGCAAUAGCUGCUGCUGCAGGAGGGAUGGAAGCAACAGCUGCCGCUCCAGGGGCGAGGGAGCAACAGCUGCUGCUCCUGAUGCUGUGUGGUGCAGCAGAAAGAAAAGCCGGUAGAGCAGUGACUGCUGCCGCUCCAGGGGCGAGGGAAGGGGGGAGGAAGCAACAGCUGCUGCUCCUGAUGCUGCUGUGGUGCAGCAGAAAGAAUAUCCAGUCAGGCAGCGACAGGUGCUCAGGACUGGAGCAGUUUGGGGCAACACAAGAGCAUGAAGUUGGUGUGUGGUUCAAAGGGUGCAGUCUUGGUGCUGCUGCGUGCAUCAGCCAUGCCUGGUAACCAGCCUGUUACCAUCAUACCCCCACUAUGGUUUGAUCAGCAUCGCUAUUCGUGCAUGCCACGUACGAUGUACCCAAGUGGUCCAAGGGCGAAUCUCCCUUGGAGAGGCAACCAUAACCUUGCGAUGUGAUAAGAAAAUCAGGGUACGAAACAAAUCGGUGAAACAUAUGGUAACGGCAGAUAUCAUCUUGCAGCUAAUUUAGGCUCUGGCUGUAACAAGUGCAGGGUCGAAUUCAGAGGCGGUAUAUUAGAGUUAUACCGCUGAUAGCAGCACGUGCCUGGAUCUGUCGAGCAUGAUCCUCGAGUGUACUAAUAAGCGUUGCGUUGCAACUUCUAUAAUGUUAGGUUUUUUUUGGCUGAAUUUUAG